GAAGUCAUUAAGAAGAAGUUGUAGAGGAGUCAUAUAUGGAUAUAGCUACGCUUACAGCGGACUGAUUAACCUUUAUGAUGUAACCAAAAGGAUACGUUCCCAUUUUACCUGUUUUGUUGGAAGAUGGCCACUGCAGUGGAGGACCCCCACCUGGGCUCAGGCCCUGAUGAAGACGACGCGUCUCCAUCAGGGAACGAGUCCGACUCAGACAGCAUCCUCUCCGAUGACUCCGUGCUUCCAGACUACACACUGCAGACGACAAACGGCGGUGCAGCGUCGACGCUGUAUCAAACUUGUGCCCGGAAUGAACCCGUCUCUCUGCAGAAAGUUCUGGAAAGAGGAGUCACAAAGGAGGAGGUGAUGGAGCUGGACAUCAAUGGCUGGAAUGGCUUGAUGGUGGCUUGCUGCAAAGGUUUCUUGGAGAUUGUAUACGGGCUUCACAACUGUCCCUUUAUCGACAUAAACCACCAGGAUAAAGAAGGCAACACCGCACUGAUGAUUGCAUCUCAAGCAGGUCAUAUCAGCACAGUCAUGUAUCUCCUAAACUACUAUCCUGGUAUAGACACUGAAGUAAAGGAUUGUCGAGGUUUUACAGCCCUCAUCAAAGCGGCCAUGACUGGCCGCAAUGACGUUGUGGCGACUCUUGUUAUGGCUGGGGCUGACAUACAUGCAGUCGACUCCACGAAAGGAAAAUGUGCUCGGGACUGGGCCCUCAAAACAGGUCGCUACGAGACUCUGCACCGUCUCCGCCGCCUUAACUUGCGCCCAAAAGCUGAGCAGUUCUGUGAGAGCUAUGUCCCUGAAUGGCCAGAGCUCCAGGAGAGAGUAGCCAAGGCCACAGCUCAGAAGACACCCACAGAAAAAAUCACCCAGCGGCUCAAAAACACCUUUGGAUUCAGACUUCCUCGGGACCCCCAGGACAAUGGGGUCUUGGACCACAUGGUGCGCAUCACCACCAGUGUCCACAGUCCUCUGAUUUCCACUGGAUGCCACCCACUCUGCCCUACGAGCCCUCCAGAGAUAGGGAAGAGGCGGCUGGCUGUUCCAGAGCUGGUGAAGAAACACUCACAUAAGGACCUAGAAGAAAGCUCAGUGUGCCACAGCAACGGCUCAGUGUCGCACAUCAUGCCCACAAUCCACUCCGCAGAGUCCAUUGCUACAACAUGCUGUGCCGACACUGAUCGACGAGGCAGCAUCCUCUCCUUAGCCUCCACCAAGGUUGCUGCGACAUUUAUUCCCCGCAGCAUGGCGAGACGGAACAGUGUGUUCCCCUCCGGCUGUAUCCCCAAGAUCGACAUCAGCAGGCCUUCAGAAGCAACGCCAAAGAAAGAAAAGAAGAAGAAGAAGGACAGGGGCUUCCUGGAACCACCAAAGUGGAAGUACAAGGAGAUAAGAGAGGAAAAAAAGAAGAAGGAGAAGAAGGAGGAGAAGGAGAAAGAGAAAAAGCAGAAAAAAAAGGAAAAAGAGAGCAAGAAGGCCAAACAAUAAGACUUUUAAAAAAGGGCUACUCAGCAGAGUGGAUUGUCCCUUUCAGAACGAUAUGUUUUAUAAAAACAUGUUCAAAUCAGGGCUUGAAAUGUUCAAACCAAAUAUUUUGGAAAUAUUCAGCAAAUAUUGAACCUAUAACCUAAAUGGAAUAACAGAGGACUUAAAUUGAGAACUGCAAAGACUUUUUGGGAGAACUUUGAAGCUUGUGAUGUCUGAAAGUUGAGACAAAUAUUGCAAAUAUUUUAAGCUAGAAUACAAAAUGUAAGAGUAAUUUUCCAUUUAUAUAUUCGACAUUCAUAGAAUUAAAAAAAUCAAAACAUAAUGGAGCUUUUUCAUGGUUAUGAUACAAUGCAUACGACCCAAGUUUACUAAUUCAGACUCACAGGUGCUUAACACUUUAUGGUGUCUACCUCAUUCUUCACAUAAAACACAACCAGCCACAAACUAAUGUAUGUGUAGACCUGCAUAUCCAUUUAUAAUGCAAGAUGUAUAUAGAUACACAUAUCAUGUCAUAGCCAAUUUGUAUUAAUAUGUAAUAUUGUUUUAUGUAUUCAAGUUAUUUUUGCAACGAGCUAGACAAAGUCACUGUACAGCCUAUGUAGAAAGUAAGUAUCAAACUGAGGAUCUGUGUAAUCCUCUAGUUUUAUUUCCAUUUUCUGACGUUGCCAAUGACAUAUUCAUAUAUUAUAUCCUGUUUUUAUUUACUCUAUGAGUGCAUGGGUUUUAUUUGCUUUUAUUGACAAAUAAAUAUAGGACAGUGAAA
Messenger RNA from Stegastes partitus (bicolor damselfish), 2251 nucleotides. It is a transcript of the gene ankrd33ab, whose product is annotated as ankyrin repeat domain 33Ab. The coding region runs from base 124 to 1488 and encodes 454 amino acids. The record is from RefSeq and is a predicted model, not a curated record. Gene Ontology annotation, molecular function: protein binding. Lineage: Eukaryota; Metazoa; Chordata; Actinopteri; Pomacentridae. The transcript is spliced from 5 exons.